AAUUUCCAACAGAAAUUGGUUCAUUUCUAAAUAGAAAUAAUUGUCCUGAUUUAUUCCAUAUUUAUUUUUUUUACUGCUCUGACAUGUGGAAACACAAAGUAUACACGAGGUGAUGUCAGAUGUAGUGACAGGUUCCUGUAUGACCUCAUCCACUACUGCCCAGUGUUGAUAUUGGUCAAGCACUCCUGGGGAGGUUAACAAUGGAGCUGAAUUUCCUCCAUUUGUUCCCAGUCUGACUGGAGUUCAGACUCUUUAGAGGCUUUUCAUAAAUCCUCCUGAAGCCUGGAAAACAUCAACACGUCUUCAUGUGAAAUCUGUGGAAAGCCUUUGUCAGCAAAGACGAUGUGAAGAUUAAGCUCCAUCCUGAGGAAGCGGAAAGAAGCGAGCAGCUCUCUGGAGGAAUGUGCCAGGGCCGUGGGGAGUGGUGACCAAACCGACUCGCUGAGGGCCACGUCGCUUCAGGACUGUAAACACUCGGUUUGCGCUCUCCCAGGUCUUCAUGGACCUGCUGCAGGACUCCAGUCACACCAUGUGGGGCCUGAACGUCCGAUUGAAGGACUUCAUGGAGCAGGUGAGCCGGCUGCAGGAGGCCAACCGCCAGCUGGAGGCCCAGAUAGCCGACUGGGGUGCCAGGAUCAGCUCGCGCGGUCACAACUGGACCCAGCAGGAGCAGAUCGCCAAGGAGCUCCGUUCUCAGAUCUGUGAACUUCUGAUGGAGAACGCCCAGCUAGCCUUACAGUCCAACAACAUGAAGUCCAGAGCUGCUGAGAUCCAAACCAGGUGUGAGAUGGAGGAGAGGAACACCAGACGUCUGGAGCAGCAAGUUGCUCAGCUCCGGGAGGCAAAGCGGAGGGCGGACGUGCGCGGCGUGACGCUGCAGGAUGAGUGUCACCGCGCCAUGACACAGCUGCAUCACAUGGACCAGGAGUUUCAGGCAGCCCGGGUUCUGCAGCUGCAGCGGGCCGAGUCUUGCGAUGCUCUGUUAGCCGCAUCAGCAGGAGGAGGGGAGGAGGAGGAUGGCACAGGGAUGGAGCUCACCCAGCUCUUCGACCGAAUCAGAGCGCAGUGCGACCAGAGCAGACCUCAGGGCCCGGUCGAGAGACUCCCAGGACCGAGAGCGGGCUCAGACCCAGCCCCCGGCUCUGCUGGGCCUGACUGGUCCGGAGGUGCAGCAGCAGCUUCCAGAACACUCAGAGGAGCUCUUAAUGAGGAAGAGGCAGCGUGGGCGCAGGUGAGCCUCGGCGGUGCAGCCCUGAGGGAGGCGCGGGCCGAGCUGGCGGAGGCCAGGAAGCAGUGGCGCUGCCUGCAGGUGGAGAUGGAGACGCUCCACGCCUUGGAGAAAGGCCUGGAGACCUCCCUGCAGCACACCCAGCAGCUGUACUCCAGCCAGCUCCAUGACCUGUCUCAGGUGAUCUCUGGGCUGGAGCGCGAGCUGGAGCAGGUGAGGAGCGGCCUGGCCACCCAGCGCCAGCGCCACAGCCAUCUGCUCAACACCAAGAUGAGGCUGGAGCGAGAGAUCGCCACGUACCGCCGGCUGCUGGAGCGAGAGGAGGGCAGGUACAUGGGUUGCCGUGAGCAACCGCUGGGUCUGCAACCCUGGAGGUCGGCUUCAGCGGAACCAAAGGUGAACGGGCUGGAGAACAGCCUCAGUGACCGGAGUCCGGAUGAGCCCAAAUCAGAACCCCUGCCCGAGAUUCCCUCACUCCUUCCGUCUGAGAACGGGCUGAAGAAAAGCAAACUGUACAGACAGCAGAGCCUGGUGAUUCUCUCAGAGCCGGAGAAGGAUAACGACUCGCCGAUCUCCACAGUGAAGACUCAGGAGAUUCUUCAGGGCAACGUCGUCCGGGAGAGCGCAGAGGGUCACGGCACCAUCGAGACGGAGAAAAUCGACAAGGUGAUCAAGCAGUGGGAGGGCUCGUUCUUCAGAGGAAACCCGAAGCUGAGGAAGAAAUCUGUGUCGCUGCGUUUCGACCUUCACAUGGCUGCAGCGGACGAGGGCUGCAGCCAAACCAAACAGGACAGCCUCCCCGACGUGGAGGUGCGUCUCAUCAUGAAGAGGUCCCGCAGCAUCUCCACCAUCACAGACUGAGUUCUGAUGCGGGGGUGGAACAGAGGAAGACCACCAACCAUCUCGCUUCUUCAGUCCUCGGAACUUUGCAUCUACCGACGACUGAAGUCCACCUCGCAGCUCCAGUCUGGUGGGAUGAGGGUUAUAAUUUCAGCUUCUGUGGUGACUUUUGGUUUUAAACCGCCAGACUGAGUCAGGUGAAGAUAGAGAAAGUGCAGGUAGGCACAGAUGAACUCUACAUGCUGCUAGAAGGAAGAUUAUUGCCUUUUCAGGUGCCAUCAGUCACUAUGUUUAUUAUCACUGGAUAAAACCAAAUACACGUUACUUGUUUUGGUCGAUUCUGACAGGAUUUACUAAGUAAAAUAGCAAAUAACGAUAAAUGUAAAACAAAAAUUGCUGCUUAAUAUUUUAGAAGUUUUCACGGUGGGCGACGGUGGCACAGGAGUUAAGAGCUCGCCCCGUAAUUGGAAGGUUGCAGGUUCAAGCCCCGAUCAGUCUGUCGCUGUCGUUGUGUCCUUGGGCAAGACACUUAACCCACGCUGCCUGCUGGUGGUGGUCGGAGGGACCGGUGGCGCCUGUGCUCGGCAGCCUCGCCUCUGUCAGUGCGCCCCAGGGCAGCUGUGGCUACAUUGUAGCUCAUCCCCACCAGUGUGUUAAUGGGUGAAUGACUGAUUUUGUUGUAAAGCGCCUUGGGGGGUUCCAGGACUCUAGAAGACGCUAUAUCAAAUACAGGCCAUUUACCAUUUGCCAUAACUAUGAUUAGGAUUGUUUUAUUGGUUAUCGCAGAGCUGGAUUGCCUUCUUCGCUGUUUGUCUUUAGAGCAGGAAUGAUAAACUGCCUCUUAGGAAUCGUGCUAGCACACAAACUCCACAGGAAAUGUCGGGAUUCCCUGAUUGGGUUUGGCAAAAUCUGUUCCACCAGUUCUUCAGUGGACAUCUGCAGCUGAUUGCCUUUUGGAGUCAAACUAGAUAAAUAUGGCCGCCGCAGCAAACCCAAAAUCAACGUCGGAUUUUAAAGCAACACUAAAAGAGUUUUUAACAGGUUAAGCUAUUGCUCUCAAAGUGGGUUUCAGUGGAAGAAAACAGACCAACUUCAGAUUGUGCAGCACUGGAAAAGUCUGUUGCCAACAUAUGUUGUGUUUUGGUGCUGGUGUGUUAGUCCAGCAUGGGAUGCUGGUGAUUGGAUGCUGGACCACCAGCUAAAUCAGCACCAAGACAAAUGCUAAUAAGCAACUGGUCUGUGUUGGUUUUUCCAACUGGGCUUUACUGACCAGAAGCCCACUGGGUUCACUAGGCGGUGCCUUAAACCCACUUUAUGGCUGUUAGCUGUUUAUUCUACUCAUAGCUAAUAUAACGACUAGCAGUUAGCUUUUUCAUUUAACCAGCCGUCAAUAAAAUGCUCAAGAAGAUGGCGUCACGGCGGAGCCUGGAAGAAAAGGUAAGAGAGUUGUGUCUUUGGAGGUGAAACAAAGAGUGAACAUCGGUGUGGCCUACGCUAGUUUGAGGGAGCUAAAGGAGGCUACAAAAUCACGGACUGAUGGUGACCUGGCUUUGUUGCAACUGAAAGUAAUAACAUUUUUUUGUCCAACAGAUUUGGAUCUUUUUAUUAUUUUAUAUUUUAGUAUUAGUUGGCUCAUGUUAGCGCUAGCUUGUUGCUAGCUACAGCGGGCUGCUGAAGGGUUGUUUACAACCAGUGUAAAUCCACUUUCAACCAGUAGGAGGGAAAAGUGGAAACUCUUAAGUGUUGCUUUAAGAUUUGACCAAAACGACCUCAUUUCAAAACUCAGAGGAUUAUUAGUUUGAUUUCUUCUUUAUUUCACGGAGCUAUAGUUUAUCUGAUGAGAAUUAGCACUGUUAGAAAUCAGAAACCACUAAUGUGAAACUCACCAUAAAUAUUUUUAAACAAUGAAGUCAGCUUUAAAAUGACAGGACUGUUUUAAAGUUCAGACAUCAAAAUAAAAAUGAACAUUAUAUAUUUUAAAUGUUUGCACACUUUUAAUUUAAUAAUGUAUUUGCAGCAAGAAUCUGAAGAGAGUUUGUCUAAUUUGAAGUAUGUUUAUUGUUGAUGCAGCUAAAUCUCGUGUUUAAAUGCUCACUGUGACUUCAGCUUCCCUCCUUUCACCAGAAGGGGGCAGCAUUUGUAAACAUUUACCACUGCAGUGAGUCUAAACAUCUGUUCUGCUGCAGACUGAUGGCUUUUAUGCUGAAGCUGGCUCCUGAAGUGCCUAGAUUAUGAGCUUUUAUUUGGGUUAGGAUUAUUUAAAUGUAUGCAGUCGCGCGCUUCAUUUAUCGCUUUGCUUCAAGAAGCACGCUCUUCAUUUCGGGAGCUCUGUAACAUCAGAACUAAGCUUGGAGCUUUUAUCUAAAGAUUUAUCAUUUCAAAUAAAGCAGAAAUGCGUGCAGGUUCUUGUGUUGUCAGUUAUACGUUUAGAGGAAAACUAAAUUAUUACAUCGUGCUUUCAGGUCUCCUUUGGAUUUUAUUAUUUUUGUACCCCAUCUUCCCCCAUCCCCGACACAAAGAGGUCAAGAUUUUAUGACGUUUAUUUAAAAAAACACACAAGCAGGUUUACAGAGAGCAUCAUAAUAAAUACAUUCAGUCUGGAUUCAUCCAUGAGCGUUACUUUAAGAUCUAAAGAAAGUUUUAUGCUGUUUUCUGCCAAUAAACAGAUUCUCUAUA
Nothobranchius furzeri (turquoise killifish) is the source of this 4744-nucleotide messenger RNA. It is a transcript of the gene krt222, whose product is annotated as keratin 222. Lineage: Eukaryota; Metazoa; Chordata; Actinopteri; Cyprinodontiformes; Nothobranchiidae. The record is from RefSeq and is a predicted model, not a curated record.